Messenger RNA from Uloborus diversus, 3189 nucleotides. RefSeq names its product period circadian protein-like. Gene Ontology annotation, molecular function: transcription cis-regulatory region binding; transcription corepressor binding. The record is from RefSeq and is a predicted model, not a curated record. The coding region runs from base 143 to 2317 and encodes 724 amino acids. NCBI's taxonomy places the organism in Eukaryota, Metazoa, Arthropoda, Arachnida, Araneae, Uloboridae. Gene Ontology annotation, biological process: entrainment of circadian clock by photoperiod; negative regulation of transcription by RNA polymerase II; circadian regulation of gene expression. Gene Ontology annotation, cellular component: cytoplasm; nucleus. The transcript has 14 exons.
GGCAAAAUGAGGGGUGGACCCGCUUAUUAGUCGGUGUCGAGCUUCUGUUGGUAUACAGCCGAAAGGACAUCGCGCCUCUGGAAGUCAGGAAAAAUCAGACGAAGAAAAGGUUAAAAAAAAUGAGAAUAAACCCAACGAAAUAAUGAAAUCUUUAAUCAACCUUGAUGAUGAUAGUAACGUCACAGACAUAUCGCCUGUACUGACAUGCAUUCGCUCAUUGAGUGAUUCUGAAGCUAUAUGGGAUAAAGACAAGAAAGGAUUGGUGACGAGUUUGUCCUUGAAACAACUGAAAAAUGAGACAGAUACUCUGAGAGAAGAUGGAUUUAUUUUUGUUGUCUCCCUGCGUGAUGGAUCGUGUUUAUACACGUCCAAAGCAAUCUCUCUGUAUUUGGGCUAUCCGAAGGAUAUGUGGAUUGGCCAAUGUGUUAUGAAUUUCAUCUACCACAAGGAUCAUAUUACAUUUGCGAACUACCUAACCCAAGGACUUAAUGCAUGUUUCAUGCAAGUGAAGAGAGAAGAUGCUCAUCUUUUCGUUAACACGUUUUUCUGCCGCUUGAGGCUCUACCAAGGCUUGAAGUUUGGAUACUCUGUAAAGGACCAGAAACAACAGUACAAACCAUUCAAAAUCACUUUUCAUUUGAAUGAGAUGCUCUUGGAUGAUAUUUGCGUCGAGAAAUCAGCCGCCACGCUAUGUGUCAAAGCUACUGCUACGCAAGUCACUGCUGGAUAUACAACUCCAGAAGAAAUCCCUGCAAUGACCUCUUUUUCAACUCGUCAUACAGCUUCUUGCCAUUUUAGUCAUGUAGAUGUCAGAUUCUUCGCUAGCCAACCCAAAACUUACUCCGAUGAAUCUGAGGAAUAUAAUAGAAAUGAGAAAUGCUCAAGUGGUGAAGGUUACCAAGCAAGCAGCAGUGGCUCUGGAAACGCAUCUGGAAAGGAGUCUGGUGGUAACGCUUCAAAAGAGCCGAGUAACUCAUCAAAAUCUGAAAAGAAAAACCAAGAAUCGGCGAGCAACUCUUCGAAAUGCAACAUAUCCUCCGCUUGUGACUCUGGGUAUGGCAAAAGUCUGGAGAAGAAGGACAGAGACAACCACAACAACAGCAACGAGGGAUCCUCCAACGAGGGUUGGAAAACGAGUGCCAACGAGACGGCAAACAAGACGGACAAGUUCUCCUCUUGUGCGGCGCUGACCGAAGAAUCCCUGGUGACCCACAACAGGAUCAGCAACAAGCACCUGAAGCAUCACCAACGGAAGAACAAAAACAGCCUGGGGAUUCCCACCAAAGACAACUGGUUCUACCAGAAAGAUCCCCACCACCACAAGCACAAGAAAGGUCCACAUAACGUGGUUUCUACUCCGACCCAGACCGAUGCCACGAAUGUCAUCUCUGCGCCGGGCUCUGUCACUCCCAUCUCCGAGCACACAUCCAGCACCCAGCUUACAUCGCAGUCCUGCAUGGCCAAUAAUUACGUUGGAUCGACUCAUACCCCAACCCCGUUUUUCAUUCCAGUAGUAUACAUGGGUAGUGUGCCUUGCUAUCCACCCAUGUCCUCCAUGCAUUUACAAACCAGUUUGCCAUUUUGGUCUUGUGCUUCAGGUGGUGAAACAAACUCUAAAGAUGCUGCCUUAUCCGCCACUAUUUCUACGGAGCCGGUGAAUUUCGCCAACUCGAUAAAGAACGCAAAUAAGCUCAGCGCAUGUCUCACUCCAAACCAGGCUCAAUUUGCAGGGAUGCCUUUUAGUAUCCUGCAGCCAAGUGAAGUUUCCCUCCAGGCAAAUACAACCGAUCAGUUUAAGAGUUGCAUGGCUUCUGACGUCAAGAUCUCCGAAAACCAAGAGGGAGAAGACGCCGAAAACAAAUUUUCGGACAAAACAGAACCAAACGAAUGUGACAUGCUUGUUGAUGAAAGCAGAUCUUCUUACUUCACUCAGAGUUCGUCUUUCCAAUCAGUUGAUAAAGAAGAGGAGAUGGAGUUUGAGACAAAAAAGACCGCUCCUCAUCCCUCUCGCUCCGAGAAAGAGGAGCUGGACUCGGAGAUCGCCUUUCGGUACCGCAUGGAAGUGCACCAGAUGGAAGACAUCCUCAAGAAAGACCUGGAAGCACUCAAGUCCAUGCAGCAGCCCGAUCCGGUGAACAAGCAGCUGCAGAUGCUGCAGGAUGAGCUCAAGGAGAUGAGCGAGGACAAGAACAUGCAGAAGGGAGACUUCUUCAUGAGCGAAUCCUCCUUGCUGGGGCUCAUCACGGAAGACGAUGUAAAUGAAGAGUUGGACCACCGAGAAGAUUAUCUAUUGCAGCUCAUGUGUGAGGAUUCAUAACUAAUCCUCUCGUACGAAUCACACUUGUACAUACGACAUUUCAUACGUACAUUAACAUUUAUACAGAUAUAGGUAUUUUGCACCACGAUGAUUGUGUCGACUUCGUCCCCACCUUUCAUGCAAAUUCUUUCUGUUCUGUGUUAGAGUGAAUGGAGAGGGUAGCUCUCUCCCGUCCUAUUCGCUCAAAUGAUGCAGCAAUCGGAUAGGUUGUUGAAGAGCUUGAUCAGUUUCUCGAACGUCCACCGUGAAACGAGGGAGCCACUUGUUGUGAACAGUCCUUUCUGUGUGAUAUUCUUGAUUUGUUCCUUUUGUUGUUGUGAGGUGAAUUGCCGGAAAAAGCAUCUUUGCCUAAAAGUAACUAAAUGCAGUAGAACUUUAUAUAUCCUGAAGUAAAAAACACAGCCACGUUUAAAUAAUUACUGUUAUAUUUUUUUUUAAUUUUAUUUAUUAUAGUUCAUAUUGUCAUUUUGUAUGUUUGCUAAAAGUGUGUAUUAGCUAUGGGUCCAAAACUUUCUUUUCAAUCACAUUUUCGCUAACUUAUUUUUCUUAAAUAUGAAUUGCCUUCUUUUCUGUGACAUAUUAAAGCGUGUGAAUAUUCAUGUUGCCAGCUGUGAGAGUAAAUUAUAAGAUCCAUUAUGUUAGUAGAUUAGAAAGUAUUUCAUUGGAUACCAUGGGCGCCCAUAUGCAAAAUUUUAAAGAGGGGGGGGGGGGGGCUCAGAUAAUUUCCCCAUGGAAACCGAUUUCAGUACAGAUUAGAGUUAUUGAAGUUUGACGUUUUUAAUAACUUAUUCAUUAAUGGCUGGAGAAGAAAUGUUUUUUCAUUUUUGCAAAGAAAAAAGUACUAAAAGCAAGGAAAUUCUAAUUUCUAAGGG